This is a messenger RNA of Amoebophrya sp. A25, 865 nucleotides long. The record is from the annotation of a GenBank genome assembly. Lineage: Eukaryota; Dinophyceae; Syndiniales; Amoebophryaceae.
AUGUGGACGUGGGACAAAAGGUAUAUACGUUGACUGUAGCUCGCCCUCGUCCAGCCUAUCUGCAUGAAAAUUGUGGAGAGUGCUGCUGUGGGUAGAUUCUUGAUAUUGCUCAUUCCCUACAACCGACGACAUCAAUUACCCUCGUGAAUGCGUCAUUGCAGACAACCCCACACUCCCCAGGUGCCCACGUAUGAUAAAGCAGGAGGUGGCUAGGCGAGCCGAUGACGUGGAUUUCCGCAUCUUGUGUAGGCAAUUCGGUUUCAGGCGUCAACUUCACAAUUGCGGGCUCCGUUUCUGAAAUCUGAUGUGGUCCCCGGUGCGGUGAAUUGUGGUUUCUACUGAUCACUGGGGAAGAGAUUCGCUGCGAUGUACUUAGAAAGUCAGUGUCUGUUGUGCAAUUAUACUAUGGAGUUGUUCCAUCAUACUAUGCAUAUGGCGAUCUUCAUAUGUGACGUCAUUACACUUCGGCUUCACCUGAGAUAGGUUGCUUGUUGUAAUUAGACAUGUCCAGGUCGAGCCACUUGAGACCAAAAGUUAGUCACUAUCGUGCUGUUUUUGCUUUCCUUGGAAUUGAGACAUAGAAGUUUCUCUCCUUUCUUUUUCGAUUACAUUUUUUCCACGUUUUUUCCGUUCGGAGCGAACAUCUCCCUGAACAGAGACACACGAUUAAAACCAAAACAAGAGUGAUAUUAUAAUUCUGGUGCCUCGCAAACGCAAUACUAAGUGGAGCUGUCAAAAGCCAAACUCAAAAAUUUCAUACUUCUGAGUGCUAAAUGUCACGCGAGGAAGAAUGGGAGACGCGACACUUUUGCAUGUGGACAAAACUUGAUCUGACUAUGGCCUGGUCUUUGUAAUGCCAUUUCCA